AUGCCGCUGCUGAUGUUCAAACGGAAGCAACACGGGCAGUUUGUUCAGGCGAUGUGCCGGCCACGCUGCAGCACGCCGUUUUUCCCACUGGCGGUGUUUUUGCUGCUGUUGGUGUGUUGUGCCGCUGGGUGCCUCGCCGUCGAUUCCGCCCGGAAGCACCGCUGCGGGUUUGACGAGAUGAUGGGGAGGUGGCCGCCGCCGAGUGUGGUGGUGCGUGAUGUGCCGCGCAGAGGACAGGGUGAGAUGCAGGCGUACACCGUCGCCGCACAAGGCGUGGGGAGUGAGUGGGCCCCGAUCCGCAUCAAAGUGUCCGCGAAGGACAUGUACGACUCGUCGAAGCACUGCACCGCAG
Trypanosoma rangeli is the source of this 352-nucleotide messenger RNA. RefSeq names its product surface protease GP63. Gene Ontology annotation, cellular component: membrane. Gene Ontology annotation, molecular function: metalloendopeptidase activity. The record is from RefSeq and is a predicted model, not a curated record. Gene Ontology annotation, biological process: cell adhesion; proteolysis. The transcript has a single exon. The annotation marks the transcript as partial. NCBI's taxonomy places the organism in Eukaryota, Euglenozoa, Kinetoplastea, Trypanosomatida, Trypanosomatidae.